AUGCCUCCUCGGCAAUCGUUGAUCGGCAAUAUCAUCGUGCAAGCAGGACUUGGCACUCCAGCUCAGAAGCGGCAUCGGACAGACGAAAAGAAAGAGCAGGACUUGGCACCCCAGCUCAGUGGCGGCAUCGGACAGACGAAGAGAAAGAGGUACGUCUUCUCUGAGACGCUCGACUUCCUUAGGCCGCUCAUGGACCGAUCACAUACCGAAAAACAAGAAGAAUCAGAUGCACAAGAAAUAUAUCUAGAAGAACAUUUAUACAGCUCAGACGAAGACAAUUCUGUUUUAAAAAGAAAAGAAAUAAGAGUGCGAGAAAACGAAAUCUUAGAAGACAAACAUUCAUACGCCAUACCGACAAGAAGUGAUGUAGAAGAAGACAGUGAUUGGUUGUUUCUAAGAAGUUUAUUGUCUUAUGUGAAGGAAAUGAAUAGGGCACAGAAGUUGGAAUUCAGAAUGGGGGUUUUGAAGCUUUAUAAAGAUAUCGUGUUUCAAGAUAGAGAUGGCUAUGAUGAUGAUAGUAAGAACCCAUUGAAAUAAAUAUUGAUUUGAAACCAA
Molecule: messenger RNA, 555 nt
Organism: Cydia fagiglandana
Lineage: Eukaryota; Metazoa; Arthropoda; Insecta; Lepidoptera; Tortricidae
Exons: 3
Coding region: 1-537 (178 amino acids)
Molecular function (GO): DNA binding
Source: RefSeq, a predicted model, not a curated record